Penicillium olsonii is the source of this 2031-nucleotide messenger RNA. Lineage: Eukaryota; Fungi; Ascomycota; Eurotiomycetes; Eurotiales; Aspergillaceae. The record is from the annotation of a GenBank genome assembly.
AUGGAACCUGCCAAUGCCUCAAGGCUUCCUGACGAAUCGGCACUCCGUGAACUGCCUCAACUCUCUCUUCGGAUCGCGCCUCUCCGAGAACCGGUUUCCUCCCGGACCUUGAGAGUCCCCUCGCCACUCGAACCCAAUGCCAGCGGUGCGAGGGAUACAAAUAAUAUACCAAAGGCCAACAGCAAUGCCGCCAAGGCAGCAAACUCACAAGCCGGUCUUCCAACAGUAACAGAGUUCCUCAAUGCGGCGCGGACGAAGCCACCCGAUCCCCCGACAGACUUGUCGAACGUGGAGCGACCACCGAGGCCGAUUCUCCCGGCCUUUGUCAACCUACGGGCAUUAGAAAAAUUCCCGUUUUCCACGUCAUUUGAUGAUGGAGCCCCUCAGGGGACCCGCAAGCGCCGACGCUUAGAUCAUCAGGCGGAUUCCUUCAGCGAGCAUCUACAACUGCCCAUCCCGCAGGCCCAAAAGGAGCAAAGGCCUCCGCCAUUUGGCCCAUUUGCCAUUCUUAAUGGAUUGAAUGAGCCCCCGCCUAACGCUGCAUUCCUCCCGCCCAUUGAGGUUGGGUCUAACAUAUCCCAGCUUCUUACCAAACCAUCGGGAGGUGAUGCAGAUCUCGAUGCGGGGGCAUCGACUUCCGUCCAGGGUACACCGGCAGAUGGCCAGCCCGUCGAACGACGUGGUGCACGGAUCGAAGAGAUACUUCGCACAUCUCUCAAUGUUGAUGAAGACGAUGCUCGUAAUGAUAAUUUUGAAACUAUUCAAAGCACUAACACACCCGAACCUGAUAGCAUUACUCUAUCGGCGCCUGAAGCAGGUCCACCCCAAGUCCACAAUCCCGAGCCUACCGCGCAUAAGGAAGACACACCCAUAUCGCCGAAAAGCCGGGGCCGGUCCCGUAAGAAUCUGAGAAGAUGGACCGAUGAAGAAACUACCACUUUGCUUCGGGGCGUGGUCAAAUGUGGGAUUGGAAAUUGGACUGCUAUUCUGGCACAGCCAGAGCUGGAGUUCAACCAAAGAACUGCAUCUAACCUCAAAGAUAGGUAUGUGUCAUGUUCCUGGAUCAACGUCGGGUUUCCUGCUAAAUUGCCUGGUGCUAGGUUUCGAGUACUCUGUCCAUGGGCGUACCGUGCAUCUGAUCCCAACGAAGCCGCAAGAAAGCUACACGAAACCCUCACUAACGCCCUACUCAAGGCCAAAGCAGGAGGCUCGGAUGAUUCCCCCACUUUGCAAAUCCCCCAGCUUGUGCGCACCGAAUCGGGAGGAUCCGACUCGACUGCUGCGUCAGGAAGCCCAUCAGUCUUUUCACGCCACUCUUCGACCCCAAGUACCCUCGCAUCCACGCCUGAUACGGAGCCUGGAAAUGCCAUUUCACCCUCCCCAGGACAAAGCACACCCGCUCUACCAAGCCAAUCCCGUUCAACGCUGGAAUCUCUCGGCAUUCCCCAACCCCAUGUCGCACAAACCAAACGCCGCUCAAGGCGCCCCUUCACAACCACAGAAGACGAAGCCCUUCUCAAGGGAUACGCCGUCCACGGCUUCCAAUGGACAUUGAUUCAACAGGACCCAAGACUGAACCUCAGUCACCGGAAAGCAACUGAUCUGCGUGACAGGUUCAGGACGAAGUUCCCACAUGCAUAUCGUGAUGGCGGUUCCGUGAGCGGCAAAAAGAUGGCUACCCAGGUUCCGAACCAACCGGACUCGGCGGGCGCGUCCACGCCUCGUCCGAAUGGUCCCAGUGUCGGAGAACUCUCCCAUAGUAAGGGUCGUGCGACCCAACCUUUUGUUGACACUCGCCAUUCGAGGGAGGGUCACGCUGCCACCUCUUCUCACUCCAAUCCUGCCCAAAUUGAUCCGGCUUUUCUCCCUCCGCCCCCUCAGGGCUUGCUGGACAACCCUAUACCUCUUCCUGCCGCGGGUGGGCUUUCUUUCUCUUUGGAAGAAGGCUCUGGCCCUGCUUCUUCGACUGUUGAGGCACCGUGGGAAGACAAUACACUUGCUCCGAUGAUUUGGGACGAAUUGGCCCAAUGA